Messenger RNA from Naegleria lovaniensis, 1413 nucleotides. RefSeq lists its product as uncharacterized. Gene Ontology annotation, molecular function: protein binding. Bases 1 to 1413 code for a protein of 470 amino acids. The record is from RefSeq and is a predicted model, not a curated record. NCBI's taxonomy places the organism in Eukaryota, Heterolobosea, Eutetramitea, Acrasida, Naegleriidae. The transcript has a single exon.
AUGUCCAAUCCACAAGCACCAUCAUCAACGCUCCGACUCGGAGGAAACAGAUCCAAGAUUGAUCAUGACUCGGUUGUGGUCAAUCCAGUCAUGUCUGCCACUUUGAUAGAUAUGGGAUUUUCUAAAUUCAAAUCAAACAGAGCUCUUCAAAUGGUUAAUAAUGUAUCCAUUGAUGCAGCCAUUCAAUACAUUUAUGAUCAUUUCAAUGAAUUGGAUCAAGAAGAAUUGAUCACUGGUGGUGAUACAUCAUCUGAUACAUUAUCUUCAACAACAACAACCACCUCUUCCCCAACCAUUCCAACAAGAUCUGAAAUUAAUACAUCCUCCAAUGAUACUUCAUCACCAUUGAUGGCAGGCAUUCCAGCGAUUCAUCAUAAUCCAAACAAACUCAAAGGAGACUCUAUUGAAAACAAGUUAGCCUUUGCAGAGAGAGAACGUUUGAAGGAACAAGAACGAUUGAAAAAAGAAAAAAUGGAAGAAAAAAAACGAAUCAAGGCUUUGAAAGAACAAAUGAAACGCGAGAAGGAAGAAAAGAUGUCGAAACAACAGACAGGAGGUGCUAUUGUUCCAUCCACUGCUACUACCACAACUACUACUACUACCAGUGCAAGUACAAGCACUCCAAGUGAUCAAUCCAAUGCUCUCAUUCAAGUUCGAUUACCUUCAGGUACUACUGAAAAAGUUCAAUUGACUGCCAAUGACAAUUUGAAUGGUUUAUAUGCUGCAAUUUCUAGUCAAUUAGAUCCAAAUGAAGCGUAUAGUAUUUUAACCACAUUUCCACGUAAAGAAUUCUUUGCAGAAGAUUGGAAUCAAACAACAUUGAAACAAGCUGGAUUAGUACCAAAAGGAUCAGUCAUUGUACAAUUGACUAAAAAUAAGGGAAUGAUUAUCAAGGCUUCAACAACCAUGCCAACAACAACAACACCAACCAUUACACCACCAUCAGGUCAUAUGAGUGAUGAUAGUGAUGAUGAAAAUGGUGGUACCAUUUCAAGUAGUGGUAGUGGUCGAAUUCUUGGAUCUUCCUCACAGGUCAUUCCAGAAGAAUCUGCUCUUAGAACCAUUCUCAAUUCAUCUGUGAAUUUCAAUAAGGAUAGUUAUACAUUACUCCUUUGUGAAAAGCAGUGGAUUCUUUCCAAGUUAGAAUCAUCCAGUGAUGAUUCUCAACAUGUGGUAUACAGACAUUUGGGUGAUUCUCAUUUGACUGGAUCUUCUCUCAAUGAAUGUGUCUUGUAUUCUGCUCUUGGUCAUGUGAGCAUGUCAUCGAAUGGUGAAACCAUGGUUGGUACUUGGAGAUUUACUCAACAACAUGGUGGCAUUUGUAUUGAAAUUACUUGUCAAAAUAUGGUUCAAAUCAUGCUUAUUGAGUCACUCACCAAUGAAUGUUUAAUUUUGAAGAGAUUUGAUAAAUAA